This is a messenger RNA of Anopheles maculipalpis, 3990 nucleotides long. Its product is annotated as erythroid differentiation-related factor 1. Lineage: Eukaryota; Metazoa; Arthropoda; Insecta; Diptera; Culicidae. The transcript has 5 exons. The coding region runs from base 106 to 3990 and encodes 1294 amino acids. Gene Ontology annotation, biological process: positive regulation of DNA-templated transcription. The record is from RefSeq and is a predicted model, not a curated record.
UUUCCCUGGAUCGGUCUCACACAUUCUAGAAAUUACCCAAAAGCGCCAUACUGCUGGAACAGUGCACAGAACUAAUGCCAAUUGCUCUGCGUGAUAUUACAAACGAUGGAUGACACAGAAAUACAGCUGUGCCCGCGCAUUACCACGGUGUCGAAAGAUGGGCAUGCGGAUGACCCUGGCCAACAAGUGAAGUCGAACGCUAUCGUACGGUUUUCGGUCGUACAAAGUACGGUACCGUUCGGUCGGUUGAAGUGCAACACCAAUCUAAACAUGCCACCCUCGAACUGGUUAAGCAAUUCGGCCAACUCGUACGGACUGGGACAAUUCCUAUCCCAUCAGGCGGGAUUUAGUAGCUUCCGGAUGGCCAACAUGUUUCCCGACUGUGUCGGUGGGGUGGAUGUGGUUUCGGAUGCGGAAAACAUUAAACGAUUGCUCAAGCUACCGUACUCGCGGAAGAGUGUCAUCUCGAUGAUUGUGCAUCGGAUCGAAAAUACGUUGCUCAUCGAUGAGUUCGAUGUGGCGAAAUAUUUGCUGCUGCAGGAGGAAGCCGACUGGCAUUGGUUGCGUUCGUUCAUCUAUGAAAACAUACUCAAAAGUCUCAACGAUAGUGAGCGCAAGCUGUUUCUGCAUCCAAAAACACGUGAAGCCUUUCAGCAAAAGUAUCUUACGUCCAAGUUUCUGUACCAUAGUUUACAGUCGGGCGAACAGGAUGAUGCUACCAGGAGCGAACCACACACUGUAGUGCAGAAUGAUUGCGCACCGUACACACCACUGCCACUGGCGGGCCCGGUACUGCCGGAACCGACGAAAGAGGAGCACUUUCCCGAUGCACAGCAAACGAACCACAUGUUUAACCGGAACGUGAUUUGGACAUUCGAGGACAUCCGUAUGCUAAUCGGUACUGAUAUGCCGAUCUUUGGUGGAGCGAAUCGACCGUGCAUCAGUUUGCGGCUACGAGACGAAUCCAAACCGAUUAACGUACUGACCGGAAUCGAUUACUGGUUAGAUAAUUUAAUGUCCAACGUGCCGGAAGUCGUUAUGUGCUACCAUCUGGACGGGAUUGUGCAGCGGUACGAGCUGAUCAAGACGGAAGAUUUACCUCGUUUGGAAAAUUCCGAAUUUUCACCACAACUGAUCCGCAACGUGGCACAAAACAUCCUUGCAUUCCUGAAAGCGAACGUUACAAAGGCAGGACACACGUACUGGUUGUUUAAAGCACGCAAUGAUGAUGUGGUGAAGCUGUACGAUUUAACCACACUUUGCAAAGCACACGGAGAAGGUUCCACGGCGGAGGAUGAGACGGAGGAAGGAGAAGGAAAGGAAAAGCUUCCUCCAAAGGAUCCAGCAGGAGCCGGUGGAGAGGAUGGGGAGGAAAACCAUCCCACCGGUGGUCAGAAUCCUUUUACCGUGCCGGUAGCGAUGUUGCUGUACACCGUAGCAAGAAAUAUGAAAAAUUCCGUUGAAAAUGGAAACUUAUCAGCAUCGAGAGCGGGCGCCAUCCGGACCCUGCUGAACAAUUGCAUUAAAUUACUGCCCAAAGAAAAGUAUCCACAGAUAGUGACGUCUUCGCACUAUAUUUUAUCGGAUUUGCAUAUUCCUGCCGACACGGAUCCUGGUUCACCCAAAUUCAACACAACGCUCGAAGAGGACGAUGAUGAAACCGGAUAUCUGUGUGGAGAACGUAAUUCCACUCCGUCCGAGAACGGGCUAGACGAGACGGAAGAUGAGGCCCCUACUACUGGCGACGAACAGGGAGAGCGACAAGGUCGACCAGGCAAUGGGACAAAACUGGAAGCUGCAAUUAAAAGCAUCAAAGAUACGUUGAAAGAGUACAAAGUGGAGGAACGAUUGGGUAAGCAUCACAACUCCCGACCAGCGCCACUUCUCUGUGACACGACGGAACGAUGCAUCAUUGCCCUACAGCACAUCGUCGACGGUCUUCAGUGUUUGCAGUAUUUUGACAGCUACGAGGAGCAAAAGCAGCGCGAAAAGGAAAAAGAAGCCGAACGGCAAAAGAUUGUUCACGAAGAGACAAAUCCUAACAUGGCAAAAUCGGACAAUCCCAUCCCACUGCCAUACCAGCCCCUUCGUCCCGAAGCACGUCCAAUCGAUCCGGAAAAGAUUAUUCCGAUGGGCUGGAAGCAAACAGGGCAGCAGGAACAAGCUUUAUCGGAGGAGAAAGAUUCGGAGGCGAAAAAAGGUGGCAAAAAGCGUUCGAAAGGAAGAGGCGCAGAAAAGUCGCAAAAAGUUGGCACCAAUAGUAAGCAAACCGAGUCAGAUCGGGCACAGGAAGUAGAUCCACGGGCAUUGCUGCUUAAGGGACAGAUCGGUGUAAUUAAAUCGUGGAACGUUCAUCUGAAGAUUCUGCUGUUCGAGAAAGCGUGCCUCGUGUAUGCGACCAUGGCCGAACAGGAGUACGCCCAGCAACGGUACGGCGCGACACUUCGCCAUCUGUAUUCGGCCAUCCGUUGUCAGCAGGUCGUAACGAAGUACAUCUCAUGCGUGUCCUCUCAGCGCAGCCUUUUGCUCGGCCGUGCAGGCGAUUGCUUUUUCCAGCUCGUUAAAGAUUGGAAUCGAAUCGGCGAACAUUUGGCACAGUUCGCUGACGAGCAUCAUCUCGAUCAGCUCAUAAUGGAGGAGCUGGUGAAGGAUAUUGGUAGCGAGGUGGAGAAUACGCUUCCCGCCCCAACGGAAAACAUCGAACAGCUGAUGAUAACGAGCUGCAGCUGUUACGAGACGGCGAUCAGUGGUGCUGCCAAGGACUCGCAGGACGAGCUGCGGCGACGGUUGGGAAGCGUCCGUAACGAGCUUGGCGUAAAGUAUAUGCACUGGGCACAGGAAGAGUAUCAAAAGUAUUGGGCCGUGGAGCGACCGGAUGAUGGGUCGGCGAUAGAUACGCCAGAACCGUUGUAUCAACUGUUGUCGAAAAAGUCGUACGAUUCGCUCAAGAAAGGUGUCGCGUUGUUUGAAGCAGUUAACGACACAACGAAUUUGGCUUUCUUGCUUUGUAAUAUGGGACGGUUUAUGCGAUUCCGGGCACACAUUCAUCUCGUUGGAGAACGACCCAAUAAUGUGGCUGUUCAGAAAAAGUUCUACCACGAAGCCUUCGCUUACUAUCAGCGCGCUCUCGGGACGCUCGGGACACGCAAGGAAAAUCCGGAACUAUGGUCCCUGGUUACGUGGGAACUAUCGACCGCAACGUUCAAUCUGGCCAAGCAACUGCAGGAUCAUAACGUGAUCGAAGGACAGUCGCAGGAAGAAAUAGAACAGGAAGUAGUCGAUAUGCUUCAGCGAGCACUGAAGCUGUGCGAUCAGGAUAACAGUGGGCCGAAACAGGUGCUUUACUCAUUCCGCGCCGGUUUAAUACACCACAGGAUUGCAUCCUAUCACCACAUGUCCUACCGCUACACGGUGGACGAACAUCGUCGUAAAACCUGUCUGCGAUUGACCAAACUGCACUACGAAAAAGCAGCCAGUAUAUUCGAAAGCCUCUCCGAACCGCAAGAGUUUCUGCAGAUCCAAAUGGAAAGGAUCGCACUGCAGGAGUACCAGUGCGAACAAGCAUCGGCAACAACUGCCAAAACACACCAUCUACUGAUAGCGCUAGCUCUCUGUAAGCAAGCGUACCCACUCAUAGAACAUAUUGCCUGUGUAAAACCGCACGCCACUGAAGAUUCUUUGACCCGCGAUGGUGGUGGUGGUUACCAAGAACUUCAAAAGCUGUUGGAAUUAUUUGAAAAACGACUACAGGUGAUAUUGCUAACGCUCACAAAACUUUCGCUACAAGCGACAGGAAACCCGAAGGAACAUACGGCCGCCCACUAUAAAGCCCUGUACGCGAUAGCCCUAAGGAAAUGUCCAGCCCGGAUAGCGGAAGACACUCCCAAAGUCAGCGAAGCGGACGAGAUAAAAGAGUAUGCCUUGCACUUGUCCAACAUGUUGCGUCAAGUAUGUGAUCAAGAUCGACAGCACGAAGCAGUGUCGCGAUAA